AUGGACUCCUGGAGCACUUAUCAGAAUAUGCCGCCAGAUCAAGUCAACUGGGCUGAUUUGGCUCAACGAUGGAUGGCGAUGCGAUCUGCCCAAGAUGAACACAGGCCUGAUAGUGAACUGAACGGUUACGGUGGACAUUUCAUCGGUGAUCUUGGUCCACCUAGUCACUAUGGCCGUGGCAGUAGCUACGAAUAUGGACGAAGUGGUCCCAGUGGACACUAUCACCACGGGCAUGACCAAACCUAUCCUAGAGGACCAGAGCGAAAUCAUCGCGACUACGGAUUGCAUGAUACCUUCCGUCAGAGUGAGGAUUUGUUUAAAGAUGACUGGUCAUCAACGACGUCAGGUCCGAACCGUCCAAUUUUUCCAUCUGCUGCUCAGACUAAAAGUGAUAUUCGAAAUGAUUUUCAAGACAGCUACCAUGGUGAUUGGGGAGGUGCUCCACCUCCACCGCCGUGUUCACAUGACCCACCUGAGUUUUACCGUUCGCCAGGUCCACCCUCAAAUCAGUAUCUUCAACAUGAUUUUCCUCAUGGCCCAUCUCCAUCAAGUAGAAAUUGGAGUUCUCCGCAUCCUACUGGACCACCAAUUCGUGGAGGACCUCCAGUCGGAGCUCCACCGCUAGCAAAUGGGCCACAACUUCACGGACUACCUCCCGCUGCACCCCCUCCGCUCAGAGGUUCUUCUCCUUCGGGAGGACCUCCACCGCCUGGAGGAAAUGCACCCGGUGUUUGGUAUCCGACUCCUUUCUAUCCACCUCCGUUUACAUCUGGAGUUUCUAAUAACAUUUCUUCGCAACAUCAAUCGGGAUCUAGUCAGUCGUCAGCACCACCGUUUUUCACAAUGGAUGCGUCAACUAGAAAGAAACUGCCUGCCUGGAUUUUAGAAGGUCUUGAAAAAGCAGAGCGCGAGAAGAUGAAGCAACUCGAGAAAGAAGAACGUAUGAAAAGAGCUGAAGAAGAGAGAGCAAAACGUCGGAUUCUCGCAGGAAAGGGAAGAUUCGACAGUAGUAGUGAAGAUGAGGAUGAUGGACAGGCUGAUGACGAACGAUCGCGUACCAAGUCCAGGCAAUCAUGCGGUGCGGAUGAUGACGAUGGUGAACCGGUUUUCUUGGCACGACGUGCAAAUCCUCCUGUAGAAGAUCUUCGAACGGAUGAAGAGAAGAGAGAUGAUGCAAUGGCGAGUGUGAAAUUCAUCAUGAUGUCUCUACUUAUGGAAGCCACAGACGAAGUUCUCCGCAAUUGUAUUACGGAAAGUAUACGAGAGAUGAAGCACGAAGCUGAACCAAAGCUCCUUGCGAAGAGUUCCGCAUUGGCGGCUUUGUCAACUCUCGGAGGAGGCGAUGAAAGCGACGACGAGAGUGAUGUCGGUGAGAAGAGCGAAAGUGCGGACAAGUCACGAAAUGGUGGAGCAUCACCAUCGAGUGAGUCCGAAGACGAUAACACCGUGUUCAAAACCCCAAUGGGGAAGACCCUUCAACAGAAGCUGUUACUACCGGAGAUGGUGUGGAAUCAGUUAAAGCGAAUUUACGGCGAUCUGGUAAAAAUGAGUCCAAUAAAGAUGGUAAUAAUGCGAACAGUUCUAAUGACAUGGAUUCUAAACGACGACGGAGAAGUAGGUCUAGGGAGCGAAAGCGAAGUCGAAGUCGUUCUGGAGAUCGUAGACGUAGAUCCCGUGAACGUCGGCGAAGUUCGUCAAGGAAUCGCAACAGGCGUAGUAGAAGUCGCGAGCGCAGACGCAGCCGGUCGCCGCCUCGUAGCGAUCGGAGGCGCAGUCGGUCACGGCGACGUAGUUCGUCGCGCGACCGAAAGCGCUCUCGUGAGCGUAAACGCAGUCGCUCGACCGACCGCGAACGUAAACGCAGUCGCUCGACCGACCGCGAACGUAAACGCAGUCGCUCGACCGACCGGGAACGUAAACGCAGUCGCUCGGGCGAUCGCAAGCGUUAUUGUAGGGAGCGCAGCGCAGAAGGUAGACGAGAUCGUAGCACUAGUAGAGAAAGGCGGCGUAGAUAGGAGUUACAUCCUAUAA
Messenger RNA from Angiostrongylus costaricensis, 2031 nucleotides. The record is from the annotation of a GenBank genome assembly. NCBI's taxonomy places the organism in Eukaryota, Metazoa, Nematoda, Chromadorea, Rhabditida, Metastrongylidae.